Messenger RNA from Anopheles nili, 1493 nucleotides. RefSeq lists its product as uncharacterized. The record is from RefSeq and is a predicted model, not a curated record. Lineage: Eukaryota; Metazoa; Arthropoda; Insecta; Diptera; Culicidae. The transcript has 5 exons. Bases 1 to 1356 code for a protein of 451 amino acids.
AUGGUGAAACCGGCGGCCAGAAUAGUGAUAAAGUUUCUAGAAUUACUAGGUUGUGUGGCGUGCGUCAUUACGAAGAUUAUCACCGACCAUGAGUCACGGCGGGUGUUUGUGCGCAACCAGAAGCUAUCGCGAGAAUGGAGCCUAAUACACAACAUAACCUGGAGCAGCGGUGGAAAUGCAUUUACGAACAUCGUCUACGGUGGAUACACGAUAGUCAUCGCACUAAUGUUAAUUACAAGAUGCGUCGAUGCCAAAUCACGUCCGACACUGUUCGAGAAGAUCGUGCUCUCGCUGGGGACACUAUUGUUUUUCGCGGCGGGUGGGCUCGUGUUCGCCUCGAUCGACCAAGUACAUCCGGAUCUGCACGAUAACGCCAUCAUACUGGGCUGUCUGUCGUUUCUGGUGGCGAUCUUGUUCGUGAUCGAUCUUGCCGAUCCGUUAGCACGCAUGACAGCGCACAUGACCCAAACGGAUGCGGCAGGUCUCACGUCUUCAGAUAGCCCCGAUGGUGUGAAGCUAAAACAGGAUGCCGCCACGGACACGGAGGCGGCAGUGUUUGUCGUUUCGAAAGCGGUCCCUAAUGGUGUGCCACAUCGCAUGCAGGAUGAGGAGCAGCAGCACCAGCAGCACCAGCAGCAUCAUCAACAGCACCAGCAUCAUCAACAACACCAGCAACAACACCGGAAUGGGUAUCACGAUGAGUCACCUCUCAACCGAAGCUCGGAAUCCAUCGUCGAACGGAAGGUUUAUCCAUCAGCACAAGUGCCCGUUUUUGCGCACAUCCGCGCACCGGAAGAAAGCCGCCGAAUAGCGGGCAAAGAGAUCCAGUACCUUCCACGGCAGGAUUAUCGCGAUCGUCGGAACUACCGAGAUGCAGGACCUGGUGCAUACUCUUCGAACCGCCAAACGAUGGCUCAACCGACAGCGAAUGGUCAUCAACCGAGACAGAGUGCGGUCGGGUAUCACGAUAACGAUUCAUUCGUCGAAGAUAUCCUUCCGUCACGCCGAAGUACGUACGUCCCAGCGGACAAGUUUGACCAGGAAGCGAUGCAGAUGACCGGGGCCACCGGUCCUAGCCAUCACCGAUCGAGACCGGCACCACCGGCAAAACCACUGAACAUUAUACGCACACACUUUGGAUCGAACCAUAGUUCACCGACAGAAUCGCACCAUAGUGGUGGAGAGUGUCGAUGUUCGCAACGAAGUACCAGCACUCGGAGGCUGGACGAUUCGGGACGAGAUGAACUCGAUUUAGCCCCAGUUCGACCGGGUUUCGUCGCUAAUGCCGCCAAGAAGUGGGACGAUCGAGCUCGCAGCAAAAGCCAACCCAUCGUAGGACUCAACACGAUGGUGUAAUGACACUUCAGCGCCACCGUUAGUAGUAGUAUUUUUAAGGAUUCCCCUUUUUUUCCUUUGUGGGUGUUGGAGAACGGUCAAACAGCCCGCUGUCCCUAUUUUUACUGCGUAUCUUUACUCGAAUGGUUUUAACAACA